Leptosomus discolor (cuckoo roller) is the source of this 1437-nucleotide messenger RNA. The record is from RefSeq and is a predicted model, not a curated record. NCBI's taxonomy places the organism in Eukaryota, Metazoa, Chordata, Aves, Leptosomiformes, Leptosomidae.
AUGGCUAUAGCUGCGGUGCCCGGGGCGGAAAGCCGGCUGUGCGGGAACUGUAAAAAGGACAUUCCUGCUCCUAAUUUCAUCAUUCAUGAGAUCCACUGUAGCAGAAAUAUUGAAUUAUGCCGCUACUGCAGUGAAUCAGUCCCAAAGUCGGAAAUGAAGAGCCAUAUUGAGUCUGAGCACAUGCAGGUUACCUGCAAGUGUAGGAUGAAGAUAGAGAACAGUCUCUUGAAGGAUCAUGAGGCGUCGGCGUGCCCGCUGCGUCCUGCCCUCUGCCAGUACUGUGACAUCCAGCUGACUUUCAACAAGCUCCGGGACCACGAAAUUUACUGCGGAGCCAGGACUGAGACGUGCGGUGGGUGCGGCCGUAACGUCAUGGUGAAAGAUCUAAAGGAGCAUCCUCCGCUCUGUGGGCACGAGGUGAAACAAGUACGAGGACGCAGAACGGUGCCUCGCUUUGAGGCUGAGGAUGGAGGUUUGCACACCCUUCGAGACGUUAGAAACCGACUGCGAUCAGGUAACGGUGCUGGGCCUUGGUGGAGAGUCCCCAGGGUGCCAGAAAAGCAGAUUUGAGUAGGAGACCACCCCCUUAAGGACAUUAGCAGAAGAAAUGUUUCAGCAGCACUAAGAAAUCCAAAAAGCGAGGGUGAACUGGAGUGGUUGGAGAGAAGUGAGAACGCUCAUUCUUCCCUUUAUGACGAGUGGAACGCUGAUUUAGACCACGUGUUGGCUCUCAGCCUGCAAAAUGAGAAUAAUCCUCCCAAGAGUGCUGCUGGUGGAAUUCCCAGUGACUUCUGGGAAAACUACUACACCAAAGAGUCUGUGCCAUCUGCCUGGCUUCAGGAAACAGACAAGUCAAGUAUCUUCUCCUGUGACUCUUUAGCGUCUUUCAGCACGUCAAACCUCAUAAAAAACGACGAGGUCAUCAUGCUGCCCUGUGAGUUUUGCGAGGAGCUGUACCCUGCCGAAGACCUGAUCCUUCACCAGUCGUCCAAGAACUGCGCCGAGUCCUGCGGCCUCUCGGUGCGGCGCGUUUCAGGAAUUCCCGUAACCGUCCCCUCGGUCCUGUGGCAGCUCGUUGUGAUCCCUGAGCCCGGCUCCAUUGCGACCUGCGCCCCGCCAGCCCCGCCGCCGGCUUUCCGUCCCUGCAGCUGCCGCCGCCUCGAGCCCAUAGGAGAGACUCGCCGGAGCCUGCUCGGAGACGCGUCCGGCAUCAAGUCUGCUAUUGGCUUUCCACAGAAAACAGAAGCUUUGUCUUCAAAAACGCGUAACUUUGUGCCUUACCCCCACCUCAUCCUCCUUUCGGGUGUCACGUCUCCAGGAGAACUGGCUCUUAGAUCAAAGAUCAUUUUUGAGUACAAAAACGAGUUACAGGUGUCUCGCCACACACUGGUUAUUCCGAAAGCUUAUUCGGAAAUAGGAUUAAGUCACGGAUUAUGA